AAGGACACAUUCAAAAGAUAUCGACGAUGGGACGCGAAAGGCGGGAAAAAACUCCGCACACUAACGUUGAGAACCCGAUUUGGUAGGGAGGAAUGAUCGCAAAAUUCCUUCAAUUUCCAAAAUCGACUGUUAAUACCACACUCAAACGUUACCAGGAGACCCUUACGUUCGAUCGGAAGAAACCAAUCAGGCGUAGAGGUUGAAGAUAUGAUCGGAAUCUACGAGCAAAGCGAUUCGAGCAGUCCAGAGCAAUCCUGGGCUUUCCUUGUGGACUUUGGUGAAACAGUUCACGACGAGCCACGAUACAGUUCGGCGAAUUUGUAUGCGAGAAGGCUUGCGGUCGUAUCAUGCCAUCAAACAACCCACCAGGACGCUGAAACAAAACCUGGUUGCUAAAACCCGUGCAAGGAAGCUGUACGAGCAAGUUUUGACCAAGUACAAAGGAUGCAUCUUGAUGGACGAUGAAACAUACGCAAGAGAAGUGGGGAGAAGACAAAGGUUUUAUAUCACUGGGGCAACAAUGAAUUGAAGUUUACAAGGAGGAGUGCCUUCAAAACAGAGUUUUUCCAUUCAUUCGAUCACACAAAGGUCCGGUGAAGUUCUGGCGUGACAUGACAAGCAGCCAUUACAGAAGGGAUGUCGUGAAGUGGUAUAAGGAGAACAAGAUCUGUUUGUGAUAUUGGGCAAUUAUCAAAGGCAAACUGAAGAAAUGUGGCAAAAUUAUCAAAAACCAGCUCAAAUGAGAAAGUGGUAGAUCAAGAUAGUAUAUACGGUUACCAGCAGUAUUUGGCAGAAAAUGAUGGGUGGUAUCUCACGUUUUUUAAAUUUUUUCAGAAAUUUCAUCCGAAACAUGAUCUUCAUGUUUUUUUUCCCGUAAAGCUCAUUAAAAACCCUACAAAUUGACAUCCUUGCCUUUUAGCUAAAACCAGGUUUUCCGUUGUCGAAUUUCAUCAGUCGAUGUUGAAUCUUGCUACAGUGAACAAGCAUCGGAUAAAAAUUGCGUGUUAUAGGCUCGAAACAGAAGACAAAGUGUUGGAAUGCUACGACUAGUUGUACUACUCGUGGCCAGUUUCGCUGCCCUUGCAGCGGGUCAAAGAGGUGUUGAUGAAGUUCUUAAGUGGCAGAAAGUUCAGUACAGUUCGGAUGUUCCUUCAAGAAUUUUAGCGGCAGAUAAUGGCUACAUCCCAGUUAACAACAUUCCGAUGGGUGCUGUGCAUUACAAAAACCGAGUGUUUGUCGCAGUUGCUCGUCGCCGUUGGGGAAUUCCGUCCACACUGAAUGUGGUCAAUUUUUCCCCUCCAUUCCCCAACACAAACCUUUUGCUGAAGCCGUACCCAAAUUUUCAACUCAACGAACUUAGGGCCGAUCUUCAACCAGAUGAGAAUCGCAUUGUGACCGUUUACAGACCACGCGUCGAUCGAUGCGAUCGAUUGUGGUUCGUUGACACCGGCAUGAUGGAAAUCCCAAACAACUUCACCAUCGUCCAACGCCCAUCUAUUUGGGCGAUCGAUCUGAAAACCGACAAACCGAUCCAUCGAUACGAAAUUCCUCAGAAGGACGUCGACAGUGGCUACGGGCUGACAUCUAUCACGCUCGAUGUGGAUCCGGAUAAUUGUGAAAAGGUGUUCGUCUACAUAUCUGAUCUGCAAACCUAUCGCAUGGUGGUUUAUGAUUAUCAGAAUCGAAAAUCGUGGCGCUUUUUGCAUAACUAUUUCUUCCUCAAUCCACUGGAGGGUGACUACCGCAUUCAAGGCAUUCCAUUUUCGUGGGAUGAUGGAAUUUUCUCGAUCGCGCUAGGAAAUCCCGAUCCGAGAACCAAAUUCCGAACUGCAUACUUCCACGCUCUGUCCAGCAACUCCGAGUUCACCGUGUCUACUGAAGUUUUGCGUAACGAAACGGCAGCCCAGCGCCAUUAUCAUGGCAAUGACUUCCAGCUGCUUGGAUACCGUGGCGCUAACUCCCAAUCGAGUAUCCACGCCUUCGAUGCGGAUACUGGAGUGGUAUUUUUCGCCCUCAUCCAACAGAAUGCCGUAAGUUGCUGGGACUCGAGGAAACCUUUUGCCCCACAAAAUAUGGCCAUCGUCUAUAAAAACGAUGCAGAUAUUGUUUAUCCAAAUGAUCUGGCGAUCGACAACGAAGGUUACGUUUGGUUCAUGACCAAUUCGAUCAUCAAGUUGCUGUACACUCGGUUGAAUCUGGAAGAAUACAACUUCCACGUCUGGCGUGCCAACAUCAACGAAGUUAUCAAAGGCACAGUUUGUGAUCCAGCUGUCAAAGCUAAUGUCAAUUUCGUACAACGCUUCGCCACUGACGGUGACAGUGAUCGUGUGACGUUUUUGGAAUUCAAAGACAAAUAUGGUCCAGGAGGUGGUCCAUACGGAGGGUGGGGUAUCGGUGACCAAAAACGUUUGAACAAACAUAACUAAGGUAUUAUUUUGCUACGAUCGUUGUCAAUUUAAAAAUGUUCUCUUUUAAUAAGUAGUUCAACAAUGCUAAAUAAAAACGAAUGUUAUUGUGCCCGCGUUCUCUA
Toxorhynchites rutilus septentrionalis is the source of this 2530-nucleotide messenger RNA. RefSeq names its product L-dopachrome tautomerase yellow-f2-like. The transcript has 6 exons. The record is from RefSeq and is a predicted model, not a curated record. Bases 1038 to 2426 code for a protein of 462 amino acids. Gene Ontology annotation, cellular component: extracellular region. NCBI's taxonomy places the organism in Eukaryota, Metazoa, Arthropoda, Insecta, Diptera, Culicidae.